CCGCGAAGCAAGCAGUUCAUAACGAGACGAGGCGCUGACUGAAAAAGUUGACCAAGUACUGAGCAGCAAGUUUGCAAAGAUGCCGAGGUCCUUUCUUGUGGAUUCGUUGAUUUUGAGGGAGGCAAAUGAUAAAGGGAGGGAAAACAAUCCACCUUUAUUUCCUUACGCUAUGCACCCGUCUCACCCCCUCCAUGGGCUGUCCGCAGGCUCUUGCCACUCACGGAAGGCUGGCUUGCUAUGCUUCUGUCCGCUAUGCAUAUCCCAGCUCCACCCGUCUCCACCGACCUUGCCACUCCUCAAGGCAUCCUUCCCUACCUUCGGCUCCCAGUACUGCCAUUCUGCACUAUCGAGGCACCACGCGUCCUCCGCCGGCGUCAACCUCAACCACGGUCCGGGGAUAUAUCAAGCAACCUAUUCGGUUCCAGACCCACGACAGUUCCACUGCAUCUCCAUCGGUGAGUAAAACAUAUUGAAUGCACAACUGAUACUUUUACACAGAAUUAGCUUUAUCAGCUCAAUAAACAUUUACUCUGGUGUUUUAUUGUGCAUUUGGGAUAACUUAAUUAAAUGUAUAUUUUUUUGCUUUUACAGAAAACAACAACAGCCAACUUCAGAGCAGCAAGCGCAUGCGCACAGCCUUUACCAGCACGCAACUUUUGGAGUUGGAGAGAGAGUUCACUUCCAACAUGUACCUCUCCAGACUUCGGCGCAUUGAGAUAGCCACGUAUCUAAACCUGUCAGAGAAGCAGGUCAAGAUCUGGUUCCAGAACCGCAGAGUCAAACACAAGAAGGAGGGGAAGAGCGGCGCGCACAGAACCGGCUCACACAGUUGCAAGUGCUCGUCCCUGUCAUCUGCACGGUGCUCGGAGGAGGAAGAGGACAUGCCCAUGUCUCCCUCCUCAUCAGGGAAAGAGGAUGAUGGAGACCUGUCCGUCUCCCCCUGA
Coregonus sp. 'balchen' is the source of this 944-nucleotide messenger RNA. Lineage: Eukaryota; Metazoa; Chordata; Actinopteri; Salmoniformes; Salmonidae. The record is from the annotation of a GenBank genome assembly.